CCCAGAACGACUUGCGACUAGGCGAUCCUCGGCAACUGAGUCUGCCACUCCUACACAUCUUGCGCCCUUGAGACGCUCAUGCGAUGAGGCGUCCGUGACUCCGUUUCAUCCCUCCCCCGCGUUUCCAUACUACCCCGAAUUGAGGAAUUUCGAUACUCUGCCCAAAUGGCGGAAGAGUCCCCUGAGCUCCAGGCCGCUUUGCGGAACCUAGAUCGGGAAUUGGAGGAGGGCGAUAUCACCGAGAAAGGAUACCAAAAGCGACGAACUGUCCUGCUUUCCCAGUUUCUCGGUCCGAAUAAGCCUCUUGAUAUCAAUACUCACGCCAAUUCCCUUCACGAUGCCCCCGCGUCCGGUUCCAUGGCCCCGCCGGCAAUUUUGAGCGUUCGCCCGCCGACUGCCGACUCUUCACAACAUAUCAAAUCCCCCACCUACUCAGGUGGUUUCGACGACUUACAAAGCGGAGGUCUCGGAUAUGGUGCUGGUAUAGACGCACAUGAUGCGUCUUUGGCAUCUCCAGGAUCUCAUGACAGAGACAGCACAGGCAUGCUCCAAGCCCGGGAUCGGAUGCCCUCAUCGGGCUCCUACGACUCUUUGUUCCUUCCAAGGCCACCAAUUUCUGGCUCGCAAGGUCCAGACGGCUCUCGAACCGCAACUUUAAUGAGCCAAAACUACGCAUUCAACCCAAGCUCUCAGGCCGAGUAUGUGUCCCAGGCUGAGUACACGCAACCAGAGUAUGCCCAGGCUGAGUAUGCGGACGAUGGCAUGGGAUACUACGAUCCUGGAUCUGGCGGGCCCACGCGACAGUCUACAAUGCUUGAUUCCCAACAGGGAUACUUCUCCGACUUUGCGGGGCAACAGCAUGAUGACUAUAGGGAUAGCUAUGGGGGUGGCUUCCAUCGCUAUUCUCAGUCCGGAGAGGCCUUCUCACCCACCGCAAACAUGGCGCCGCCCCUGAUCCCGGCAUCUGAACUUCAGCAUGGACCGGCGAUUGAGCAUCUCCAGCCCCUUGAGCCCCGAGAGAUACCAUUUGCGCUGAACGACCCGCAUGACAAGAAUAUCCCGAUGGCCAACUUUGACAACCUACCCACGGUCUUACGGCACCGCGCUCGAGCUCACCCAAAGCAGCCGGCAUAUUGGGUACUGGAUACAAAAGGCAAGGAGGUUGCAUCGAUCACCUGGGAAAAGCUGUCUACCCGUGCGGAGAAAGUUGCUCAGGUCAUUCGCGACAAGAGUAACCUCUACCGCGGAGAUCGAGUUGCUCUGAUUUACCGCGAGGCUGAAAUCAUCGAAUUUGCCGUUGCUCUCAUGGGUUGCUUCAUUGCAGGAGUUGUAGCAGUGCCAAUCAACAGCUUGGAUGACUAUACAAGUCUCAACCUCGUGCUUACAUCGACGCAGGCCCACCUGGCUUUGACCACGGAGAACAAUUUGAAGAACUUCCAACGUGACAUCACAGCACAGAAGUUGAAUUGGCCACGAGGUGUUGAAUGGUGGAAAACAAACGAGUUUGGCAGCUUUCAUCCGAAGAAGAAGGAUGAGACGCCUGCUUUGCAGGUCCCUGACUUGGCCUAUAUCGAGUUCGCCCGUGCUCCGACGGGUGACCUGCGUGGUGUCGUGAUGAGCCAUCGAACAAUUAUGCACCAGAUGGCAUGCUUGAGUGCAAUUAUUUCCACGGUGCCCACGGAGUCAAGCGCGAGGCAAUAUGGAACCAAGGGGGAGACCAUCAUCAGCUAUCUCGACCCGAGACAAGGAAUCGGCAUGAUCAUGGCUAUUCUCUUCACUGUGUACGGUGGGCACACAACCGUGUGGCAUGAGAACCAAGCUGUUGAGACACCCGGCCUGUAUGCCCACCUUAUAACCAAGUACAAGGCUACAGUCAUGGCAACCGACUACUCUGGCUUGAAGAUUGCCACCUACAACUACCAACAAGAUCCGAUGUCAACUAGGCAUUUCAAGAAGAACUCCGAGCCUAAUUUCAGCAGUGUUAAAAUCUGUCUGAUUGAUACCCUUACUCUUGACCCCGAAUUCCAUGAAAUCCUGGCAGACAGAUGGCUUCGUCCAAUGAGGAACCCCCGGGCUAGGGAAAUUGUUGCCCCCAUGCUGUGUUUGCCAGAACAUGGAGGCAUGGUCAUCAGUAUGCGCGACUGGCUGGGUGGUGAAGAGCGAAUGGGAUGUGCUUUGACACACGAAAUGGACCCUGCCAGCCGUGAUGAUGACAAGAAAGAAGACUCGAGCCUGACCAAGUCGGAGCACAACACUGGCUUCGGAAGUAGUCUUCUAGGUGGUGGAGCACGUGUCUCGACACCCAAGAAGAGCGACAAGAACGAGCUUAGUGAGGUCCUUCUCGACAAAGAGGCCUUGAAAAGCAAUGAGGUCGUUGUGCUUGCCAUGGGCGAGGAUGCCCGGAAGUAUGCUAGCAGUAUGCCUCAUGCUGUCCGUGUUGGUGCCUUUGGCUACCCAAUUCCUGACGCAACCCUCGCUGUUGUUGACCCCGAAACCAAUCUGCUUUGUACGCCAAAUGUCGUUGGAGAGAUUUGGGUUGAUUCACCAUCUCUAUCUGGUGGCUUCUGGGCGUUGCCAAAGCACACCGAGGCUAUUUUCCAUGCUCGUCCCUAUAAAUUCGAAGAGGCCAACCCGACUCCCAUCCUUGUGGAACCAGAGUUUCUGCGCACUGGUCUGCUCGGCUGCGUGAUUGAGGGCAGACUGUUCAUACUUGGUCUUUAUGAAGACCGUCUCCGUCAAAAGGUGGAGUGGGUUGAGCACGGUCAAGAGAUUGUCGAACACCGAUACUUCUUCGUUCAACAUCUGACUGUCAGCAUUCUCAAGAAGGUGCCGAAAAUCCACGAUUGCACUGCUUUUGACGUGUUUGUCAAUGAGGAACAUCUUCCGGUCAUUGUUUUGGAGUCCUAUUCAGCUUCGACGGCACCGACAACUUCUGGCGGCCCACCAAGGCAGCUCGAUUCGGUCCUUUUGGAUUCAUUAGCAGACAGGUGUAUGGAGGUUUUGUACCAGGAGCAUCAUCUUCGGGUAUACUGUGUUCUUCUCACAGCCCCUAACACUCUCCCUCGUGUCACCAAGAAUGGUAGACAGGAGAUUGGUAACAUGCUCUGUCGCAAAGACUUCGAGGCUGGUAUGUUGCAAGCUGUGCACGUCAAGUUUGGAGUUGAACGAUCGGUGAUGAACCUGCCUGUUGGCAUUGACCCCGAGGGAGGCAUUUGGUCACCUCUUGCUCUAUCAUCACGACAGGACAUGCUUGCAUACCAAGAAAAGCAGUACUCCGGUGUUGAUUAUCGUGAUGUUGUGAUGGAUGACCGAACAUCCACGCCAUUGAACAACUUCAACACUAUUGUCGACCUUCUGCACUGGCGGGUUUCCCGUCAAGCCGAAGAACUUGCAUACUGUUCUAUUGAUGGCCGCGGAAAGGAAGGAAAGGGUAUUACUUGGAAGAAGUUUGACUUGAAGGUCUCCGCGGUAGCAACCUACCUGAAGAACAAGGUCAAGGUGCGACCAGGAGAUCAUCUCGUUUUGAUGUACACGCACUCGGAAGACUACAUCUAUGCUAUCCAUGCAUGCUUCUGCUUGGGCGCUGUUGUCAUUCCUAUGGCACCCAUCGAUCAGAACCGUCUUUCAGAGGAUGCCCCCGCAUUCUUGCACAUAAUCAGUGAUUUCAACGUCAAGGCAAUCAUUGUUAACACGGAAGUUGACCAUGUCAUGAGACAAAAGCUCGUCUCGCAACACAUCAAGCAAUCUGCUCAGGUCCUUCGAAUUGGCGUUCCUGCAAUCUACAACACCACAAAGCCCUCCAAACAGUCUCACGGAUGUCGUGAACUUGGUUACACAGUGAAAGAUACUUGGCUCCAAGGAAACCAGCCAGCUCUUGUUUGGACCUAUUGGACACCAGACCAGCGAAGAAUUUCCGUGAAUAUUUCUCACGAAACUAUCAUGGGCAUGUGUAAGGUUCAGAAGGAGACUUGCCAGAUGACCAGCUCGAGGCCGGUACUUGGAAGUGUGCGUAGUACACUGGGACUUGGAUUCCUUCACACCUGCUUGAUGGGUAUCUUCGUCGGUGCCCCCACGUAUCUUGUUUCGCCUGUCGACUUUGCACAAAAUCCAAUGACCCUCUUCGUCACCCUCGCUCGAUACAAGGUCAAGGACACUUACGCCACUAGCCAAAUGCUGGACUACGCGAUGAGUGCUAUGGCAGGAAAGGGCUUCCAGCUUCAGGAAUUGAAAAACCUGAUGAUCUCCGCAGAAGGGAGACCCAGAGUGGAUAUUUACGGCAAAGUACGCCUACAUUUCGCUAAUGCCAGCCUGGACCGCACUGCGAUCAACGUCGUUUACUCGCACGUUCUCAAUCCCAUGGUUACCACAAGAUCUUACAUGUGCAUUGAGCCGAUCGAGCUCUGGCUCGACCUACGAAGCCUCCGUCAAGGUCUCAUUUACCCCGUCGACCCUGACGCAGAUCCUACUGCCCUGUUGUUGCAAGACUCGGGUAUGGUACCAGUCAAUACACAGAUUGCGAUUGUGAACCCGGAAACCUGCACACUGGCUCACGUCGGCGAGUACGGUGAGAUUUGGGUUCAAUCUGAUGCCUGUGCUCAGGGAUUCUACAAAUCAAAGCAAGAGUUUGAUUCCGAGCGGUUAAAUGGCCGCGUUGCGGAUGGUGAUCCCAGCGUGCCUUAUGUCCGGACCGGUGAUCUUGGUUUCCUUCACACUGUUACUCGGCCGAUUGGUCCUGGUGGUCAGCCGGUCGAGAUGCAGGUGUUGUUCCUUCUUGGAAGCAUUGGUGAGACCUUCGAAGUCAACGGACUGAAUCAUUUCCCGAUGGACAUUGAAUCCUCUGUGGAGAGGUGCCAUCGCAACAUUGUCAAUGGAGGAUGCGCCAUUUUCCAAGCUGGCGGCUUGAUUGUUGUCGUGGUUGAAGUCACUCGCAAGGCAUACUUGGCCUCCCUCGUCCCUGUCAUCGUCGAUGCUGUGCUUAAUGAGCACCAGGUUGUGGCAGACAUUGUUGCAUUCGUUUCUCACGGUGACUUCCCUCGUUCUCGUCUAGGCGAGAAGCAGCGAGGAAAGGUUCUGGCUUCGUGGGUAACCCGGAAGCUGCGAACAAUUGCUCAAUUCAGCAUUCGCGAUAUGGAGGGCUCCGACAAUCCAUUCGCAGAGAUGCCCCAGCAUCGUAUGAGCAGGAUCUCCAAGCCAGGAAGCACCAUGGGCAACAGCAUUCGCCACUCGACCAUGAAUCCCGAGAUUGAUCCUCUUCCCCGCUCACCCGCUGGAGUGACGCUGGAGGAAACCAUCCACCCAGAAGCUACUUAUAGUAACGAUGUGCCUCCACCGAUGCCACAUGAGCUUGAUACUACCACGGAUAACGCCGUGGCUGCAAACCCUGUCCCACAGCCUAAUCCCACUGUGCCUUACGUCAAGGAACCCCAGUCUGCCACGCUAGUGACCGAGUUUGACGAUUCCCACCACGACACGCUGGACCAGGUGGAUGGCAACCCCGGCGCAGACCGCGACUUCCGUUUCAGCUUUGACAUGGUCAAUACUCCUAUGGCGCCGCAAUCGCAAGGAUUCAUUCCCCCUGGCAGUGAGCGGCCUUCAACCGGACGAGAAUCGCUGCCUAGCCAGCAGGGAUGGGAUUAUAGUAAUGCACCUACAAUUGGCACAGCACAUGCCGAUUCAACACGGCCCGCAACACAGGACAGCGGGCAAAUCGACGAUUGGCCCCAAGAGGCCUUGAUGUACCAAUCCGCACUUGGAGAGGACAGCCAAGACUUCCACACAGCAAAUAGCCACGGUGCUCCAGCGCGGCGGUAUGAUGGCUCUGGGUACGAUGCUUGAGUUGACCGCGUAUGCGAUACAUGUUUCCCGUCAUUUAUUGCUUAAAUGCCCUGGGGCAUGCUCCUUGAUUUUUCGGUUUUGUGACUGUUAUAUUCUUAUUUUCCCGUAGCAUUGCGCUUUGGUUGUUCUGUUUUCGUGUUUUGUUUUCAAAUACCUCGAUCAGCCUUAUGUUUACUUCGCCCUUCUUGCAUGUUGCGCUUUGUACAUACAUAACAACCCGAUUUUCACUACGGUUGAUGUCUUUUGUUUUUCCC
Molecule: messenger RNA, 6089 nt
Organism: Penicillium canescens
Lineage: Eukaryota; Fungi; Ascomycota; Eurotiomycetes; Eurotiales; Aspergillaceae
Product: putative AMP binding domain protein
Exons: 6
Coding region: 166-5835 (1889 amino acids)
Cellular component (GO): cytosol
Source: RefSeq, a predicted model, not a curated record